AUGGGAAGCCUUAGCGGUGGGGCCAGCCCGCAAACGGUGGCUCUGCAGGUGACCGCAGCCUCCACCCUUCCCAAGGGGCCAAAACUUCUGAGCGGCACAGUCGGAGGCUCGCUGUCCGUGAAGUGCCGCUACGAUCCCCAGGGGCACUACGAGAAGAAGUAUUUGUGCAGGUGGAAGGAAGCGAGCUGCUCGCUGCUCGUGGACGCGGACGGCUUUGUGCACCCGUCCUAUGAAGGACGAAUACGGAUAGCCGGCAGCGACCGGGAAAAGGGGACUUACACGGUGGUGAUGAGCCGCCUGAGAGAGGAGGACGCAGGCUGGUACUGGUGCGGGGCUAAAAACGGGCACGCAGAGCACACGUCCUCUGUGAAGCUGCGCAUCCAGAAGG
Molecule: messenger RNA, 388 nt
Organism: Phaethon lepturus (White-tailed tropicbird)
Lineage: Eukaryota; Metazoa; Chordata; Aves; Phaethontiformes; Phaethontidae
Product: polymeric immunoglobulin receptor-like
Exons: 2
Source: RefSeq, a predicted model, not a curated record